Messenger RNA from Lobosporangium transversale, 882 nucleotides. Its product is annotated as DUF1771-domain-containing protein. Bases 158 to 712 code for a protein of 184 amino acids. The record is from RefSeq and is a predicted model, not a curated record. Lineage: Eukaryota; Fungi; Mortierellomycota; Mortierellomycetes; Mortierellales; Mortierellaceae. The transcript is spliced from 4 exons.
AUUCUUCUACAUUUGUUCGUCUUUUGUCAUUCAUCUCACAUACCCAUACAUUCAUACAUUCAUACAUUCAUACAUUCACACAUACUUUAUAUUCUCAUGUUGUUGAGCUCGUUAUUUUAUUGUAUCUUUUAUUUGUCCUUAUUCUUUCUUUCAUACUAUGGGAUCCACUCUCAGUUCCGAGUCAGCAACACAGGACCAUGAGCAUUAUCGAGCACUGGCAAGAAAGAGCGCUGUAAAACGUCAAGAAUUCAUUCAGCAAUCACAAAUUGCCUAUAGAUUGGGGGAUGGUGCCAAAGCAAAAGCAAAGGAGUAUGAGCGUGAAAUGAUUCAGUACAACAACAAAGCAAAGGAUAUUGUCUUUAAAGUCAAUAAUGCUUCCAGGGCACCUAAUGAACUGGAUUUGCAUGGUCUCAAGGUUAAAGAAGCCCUAGAGAUUGCACGCGACCGAAUAGAGUUGUUUAUCAGGAACAACGAGAAGGAGUUGAUCAUCAUUGUGGGUCAAGGAAGGAAUUCAUUGAAUGGUGUCGCGAAGAUUAAGCCAGCAAUCACAGAGAUGAUGAGUGAAUUUAAAGUCAAGGCUACGCCCAAUAAGCCGAAUGCUGGGUGCAUUCUGGUCGAGCGUUUGCACUCAGGCGAAGGAAUUGAUUUUUCCUGGAUCGAUUCGUUUUUUCGACAUGCGGUUCAGAAGCUGUUUCGAUCUAUCUUUGGGUGAAGAAUCCUUUUUCCCUUUUCCUUUUCCUUUUCCUUUUCUAUCUUUGAAUACAAUGGCAACAAAAACAACAAAAAAAAAGCCUUGUGUUGUAUUAUCUGUGUAAAAUAUAAAAAAGAUCAUUAAUAUUUCCAAUGCCCAAUAAGUAUCCCCGCCUUUUUUUGUUUUGUGGC